Messenger RNA from Chelonus insularis, 5028 nucleotides. RefSeq names its product disheveled-associated activator of morphogenesis-like protein (gene DAAM). The transcript is spliced from 8 exons. The record is from RefSeq and is a predicted model, not a curated record. Gene Ontology annotation, biological process: positive regulation of actin filament polymerization; actin cytoskeleton organization. Gene Ontology annotation, molecular function: small GTPase binding; actin binding. Lineage: Eukaryota; Metazoa; Arthropoda; Insecta; Hymenoptera; Braconidae. Bases 770 to 4144 code for a protein of 1124 amino acids.
AGUGAGGAGGUUCUCCGCUCUCUCAUAUCGUACUCGGGACAUUUAUGACGACACGUGCGGCCUUAAAUAAUUUUUAAAAAAAUUAAUGUUAACUCCAAAAAAAAACCUAUACCGUUUAAUCAUUUUACUUUGAUAUAUGCCAGUUACAUACAACACGUGUUACAGACAUUUAACGAUUUUUAGUGGAUUUGUUUUAAUUAUUAAAAAUAAAACAACAAACUUUUAAUUAUUUAUUUUUUAUGAUGUCCAUCAGUCAAAUGAAUUAAUAUGACAUGAGUUAAAUUUAUUUUUAAUAAAUAAAUUUGAGUAAAAAAAUUUGUGAUACAAAAUUAAAGUGAAACGACUGACAGCCUGAGGCUGAACUUUCGUGCAGGCAAUUGAGGUUUGCAUGGCUCGAUCUCACCUGCAGCCGGUGAAAUUUCGGCAAGAAGAGGCCCUUAUUUAAAGUCAUUUUAUUUGCGUCUUUUGUUUUAUACCCCGAUUAAGGUGGUCAGGAUAAUUUAACCGUGGCCUGCUAAAUUUCAUGGUGCUUCACAAAUAUCGAUCUGGAUGAAAGUCACACGCGUGACCGACACGCGCCGUGACCAGUAAGGAAUCAAGAAAACGACAGUGAGCACGCGAGAGAGAUUUGAAGGGUCUCUUAUCGCAUCUCAAACGUCACAGACGUGGCAUGACGAAGAUCCACGCAUUGUGAACACUAGAAGUAAAUCAAAAUAACAGAAUAGCGGGAAAAAUUCUGGAAUUUCAGUAUUUUUAUAUUUAUCUCAAGAUGGAGACUGUGCUGGAAAAAAUUGGAAAACUCAACCUGAGGAUCCCGACUUGUUCCUUGAGAAGUCCUCAACCUCUUAAAGAAUUUGUCGUGCACUGCCAGACGAUGCCUUCUCGGGUGAAGAAAUCAUUUUGUGGUUGCCUGCAGGAUGAUGAACCUCCAGAAAUUACGUACUGCGUUGUGGAGCAGACGGGUACACUCACGCUUCAAGCAAUGACCCCAACAUUGCCAAUGCCUGCUGAAGAAGAAUUAAAUAAAAUGUUUUUGGAGCUUGUUGAUGAGUUAGAUCUUACGCAGGCGAAUCGUCAAGCAGUAUUGGCACUUCCUGCCAAUAAAAAAUGGCAGAUUUAUUGCUCAAGGAAAGGUAAUGAUACCCUUGAUAAUGGAGGCCUACGAACGACUGAUUUAAGUGGAGAUCCCGAAGACUAUAUCAACAGGAUUCGUGUGAUAACAACGACACCGAUUUCUGAAGAUGCUGAAGAAUUAUCCAAUCAUAUAAGACAAGCAGAAGCAUUAAAAACUGCUUUAAGAACACAACCACACAGUUUUGUUCUUAGAUUUAUUGAACUUGAUGGGUUGAAUAUUUUAUUGCAAAUUUUGGGAACUAUAGAUGUUGAAGCAGCUAAUAGUAAUCUCCAUACAAGUGUUAUAGGAUGUUUAAAGGCACUAAUGAACAAUUCGAAUGGUCGGGCUCAUGUAUUGGCUCAUCCAACAGCGAUAAAUACAAUAUCUCAAUCACUUGCAACAGAAAACAUUAAAGCAAAAAUUUCUGUUCUCGAAAUUUUGGGUGCAGUAUGCCUUGUCCCUGGAGGACAUCGGAAAGUUUUAGAAGCGAUGCUUCAUUUUCAAAAAUAUCACUUCGAAAGAACUCGAUUCCAAAGUAUAAUCAACGAUUUAGACAAGAAUUUUGGCAUCUAUAAAGACAAUCUAUCUUUAAAAACGGCAAUUAUGUCAUUUAUUAAUGCAGUAUUAAAUUACGGACCAGGACAAGUGACUCUAGAGUUUCGACUUCAUCUUCGGUAUGAAUUGUUAAUGCUUGGAAUCCAACCAAUUAUCGAAAAAUUACGUAAAUAUGAAAACGAAACUUUAGACAGGCAUUUAGAUUUUUUUGAAAUGGUGAGAAAUGAAGAUGAAAAGGAAUUAGCGCGAAAAUUUGAGAAAGACCACAUAGAUACUAAGAGUGCAACUGCAAUGUUUGAUUUAUUACGAAGAAAGCUGAGUCAUACAGCAGCUUAUACUCAUUUGUUAAGCUUACUCGAACACUGUCUUCUUCUUCCGUUAGAUUACGGCUCGUAUCCUCAACAUUGGUUAUUAUUUGAUCGUAUUGUUCAGCAAAUAGUUCUGCAAUCUGAAGGAGGCAAUGAAGGUGGAACUCCUAGGAAUCCAGAUGUCGCUCCAAUUGAAAUAAAUGUUAAAGAAAUUGUUCAUUUAUUAGCAAAAGAAGAAGAAUUGGUAGCAGCAAGAAAACGAGCUGAAGAAUUAGAACGAGAAAACUCAGAUAUAUCAACAAAAUUAGCGAAAAAAGAACAAGAAUUAGAUUUAAGGACCCAAGAGAAAGAAGACAUGGAAGCAAGUUUAGCAAGAAUUAAAGAAAGACUUGAAAAAGAAACAUCAAUGCACAUCGAAACGAAACAAAGAAUUUCUGAACUCCAAGAUAACAUUGAAGCUCUUUCUCGACAGGUUAAUAAUGAAAAGUCUGAGAGGAAGCGGUUAGAGCAGUUAGUAGCCUCAGGAAGUCUUCCAGAUGACGCAAAAGCAACGAUUAAAAUUGUUGAAGACGAUCUGGUGGAGAAGAUUGAAGCUAAACCAACACCACCUCCUCCACCUCCACCGCCUUUAGCACCACCCCCACCUCCGUUAUGUUUUACACCGGCAGCACCACCACCACCAAUGAAGGUUGAAGUCAUCAAGAAUGUUCCUAUAUCAAGCAAUCCUUUAAAAUCCUUUAACUGGUCUAAGAUUCCUGAACAGAAGCUUCAAGGCACUAUCUGGUCAGAGUUAGAUGACACUAAAUUAUAUAAUAUUAUGGAUCUAGAUAUGAUCGAUAAAAUAUUUUGUGCGUAUCAGAAAAAUGGUGUUUCUGCGGAAGGUUCUAUUGAAGAUCUUAGGAACUUGGGUAAAAACAAGAAAACUAUGUCAGUUAUCGAUUCAAGAAGAGCACAAAAUUGUACUAUUUUACUGUCUAAGCUGAAGAUGUCUGAUAACGAGAUUACAAGAACAAUUUUAUCGAUGGAUCAACAAAACAUUCUACAUAUUGACAUGGUCGAACAAUUGCUGAAGUACAUUCCUUCCUCUGAAGAAGCUGCUUUGCUUGAUAUGAAUCAGAAAGAUUUGCAGAGUCGAGCGGAUUGUUUUCUCUAUCAAAUUUCUAAAGUACCGCAUUACGAACAACGCCUGAGGUCCUUGCACUACAAGAAAAAAUUUGCUGCCAGUAUCGCGGAAUUGACGCCGAGGAUGCGUGCCGUUCUUGAAGCGAGUCGACAAGUCGCUAGAUCACGAAGACUCAGGAAGUUACUCGAACUGGUUCUUGCUCUCGGAAAUUACAUCAAUCGUGGAAACGCCCGAGGCAAUGCCUGUGGCUUUCGACUGGCCUCUUUGAACAGACUAGUAGAUACCAAGUCUUCAUGUGCUAAAGGAACGACACUGCUUCAUUAUCUUGUUCAAAUACUUGAGUCAAGAUUUAGGGAAGUUUUAGAUAUUGAAGAAGACUUACCGCAUGUAAGAACAGCUGCAAGAGUAAGCAUGGUUGACCUUCAAAAGGAGGUCGCCAAUCUGAAGAAUGGACUCCAAGAUGUUCAACGGGAAAUUGAAUUCCAUCGAGGACAGGCUCAAGUUCUCCAAGGAGACAUGUUCCUACCAGCAAUGAGAGAUUUUCAAGCUCAAGCAACAUGUCGAUUAGCUGAAGCUGAAGAUUUGUUCCAAGACAUGAAAACCAGAUUUGACCGAGCAGUAAGACUUUUUGGAGAAGAUUCUGCGGGUGUUCAACCUGACGAAUUCUUCGGAAUCUUUGAAAACUUUUUACAAGCUCUUACUGAAGCCAGAGCUGACGUUGAAAACAUGAGAAAGAAAGCUGAAGAAGAAGAACGUCGUGCCAAACAAGAACAAGAGUUGAAGAAACGUACGAUGGAGAGAAAAAAUUCUCGAGAAGGAAUUCUCAAUAGCAUUUCUUUAAAUAAAAAGAAUGAAGUCAAUAGUAAUGGACAAGGAGACAAUAAAGGAGAAUUUGAUGAUUUAAUUUCAGCCUUGAGAACUGGAGAUGUUUUUGGUGAAGAUAUUGCUAAGUUUAAAAGAUCAAAACGACGACCGGUAACUCCAAGCAGUCAAGACUCCCGGAGGCAUAGUCUCCACCGGGAAGACUCUCGUGAGCGACACUAGAUAAUUUGGUUUUCAGUGUAUCGAAAAAGUAGUCUCUCUGCACUUCUUUCCAGUCGAUAACUCAUCAUCUACAUCGAGUUUAGUAGCAUUGGAGUAGAGUACUGUCAGUCAGUGUGUUUUCAUCAUUCGGACUUUUUAGUUUCUAGAAUUUCUUCAGUGAUAGUGUCACGAACGAUGAUACAUUCCCACAUUAUCAAUUUUAUCAAUUUAUUAUUUCAUUGAUUGAACAAAUACAAUAGAAUUUAAUCUUAAAUUAUUAUUUUCUAUUGUAAGACUGCAAAUUAAUAUUUAGUGCCAACAGUUUCUAUAAAUGUAAAAUGAAGAUUGUCUUGGGGUUUUUAGUUGAUUGUAAGUUCAUAAAAAUUUUAUUAUUAUUUUAUGAACAUAUCAAAUACAACGUUGUUUUAAAGGUAUACGAUUAAAAAAGUACAUCUUUGUGAAAAAAAGUUCUCUCAUAGUCAUUCUAAAAUGUUAACAAUUUUUUAAUAUAGCGAAUUAUUUAUACAGUGGUUAGUCAAAAUGUAUAAAAUUAUUUGAAUCAAUGAACAGAAUAAUUCUUUUAAACUAAAAUUUAAUUUGACAUUUAAAAUUAGUUUUUAAUUUAAUACCGCUUUUAAAUUUGAAUUGAUUUGCAGAUUUUAUAAAUUUUAUAAAUUGCAAAAUGAAAAUUAAAAAGAAACAAUUAGAAGAAUAAGAAGUAUACUAUUUGCAGUGCAAUAAAUUUAUGAAAGAAUAUUAAUAUAUGAAGAAUAUUAAUGUAGAAACAAUCUAUCGGCAUAAUUUCAGAGAAUCAUAAUAUAUCAGAGUAUAUGGCAUAAAUAUUGAUCACAAAAUAAAAAGUGUAUAUGUAAAAAAAAGAGCAAGAUAAAUAUAGAAAAGAUAGA